AUGGGUCUGUUCGAUAAGCUAAAGCGCAAGAAGGGGGAGGAGAAGGCUGCUUCCCCCAAUGGUGGUGCUGAUCUGGCCCCAACUCCUGCUAUCGAGACUGCUGCUGUUGCUCCUCCCGCUGCCGCUGCUGCACCCGCUGCCACUGCCCCGGCUACAGACACCAAAGACAACCCCCGAUUUGACUCAUCCAAGGUCACCGUCGUCUUCGUCCUCGGUGGUCCUGGAGCCGGCAAGGGAACACAAUGUGCUCGUCUAGUCCAAGACUACGGCUUCGUCCACCUCUCCGCUGGUGACCUUCUGCGUGCUGAACAACAGCGUCCCGGCUCAGAAUACGGUGCUAUGAUCGCCGACUACAUCAAGGAGGGAAAGAUCGUCCCGAUGGAAGUCACCGUUGCUCUUCUCUCCAACGCUAUCGCUGAAGCUCUCUCCAAACAGGGCGCUACCGAUGCUGAACACUCUGUUCCGGAACAGCACAAGGACAAAUGGACGGAGGGUAAGGGUCGGUUCUUGGUCGAUGGAUUCCCUCGUAAGAUGGACCAAGCUAUCAUGUUUGAUGAGUCAGUCUGCCCUAGUCAAUUUGUGCUCUUCUUGCAGUGCAGUGAGGGGGUGAUGUUGGAGAGGCUCUUGGAGAGGGGUAAGACGAGCGGUAGGGCCGACGACAAUAUCGAGUCUAUUAAGAAGAGGUUCCAGACUUUUGUCGACACCUCGAUGCCUGUGGUCGAAUACUACCGCAAGCAGGACCGCGUGGUCGAAGUUGACUCGAUCAAGAGCGUUGAUGAGGUCUAUGCCGAGAUCAAGACUACUAUGGAUCGCACUUUUGCCAAGCUUCAGAACUAG
Molecule: messenger RNA, 837 nt
Organism: Ustilago hordei
Lineage: Eukaryota; Fungi; Basidiomycota; Ustilaginomycetes; Ustilaginales; Ustilaginaceae
Product: putative URA6 - uridine-monophosphate kinase
Exons: 2
Coding region: 1-837 (278 amino acids)
Biological process (GO): CDP biosynthetic process; UDP biosynthetic process; 'de novo' pyrimidine nucleobase biosynthetic process
Cellular component (GO): cytoplasm; nucleus
Molecular function (GO): ATP binding; UMP kinase activity
Source: RefSeq, a predicted model, not a curated record